Molecule: messenger RNA, 2710 nt
Organism: Oryctolagus cuniculus (rabbit)
Lineage: Eukaryota; Metazoa; Chordata; Mammalia; Lagomorpha; Leporidae
Gene: KCTD9
Product: potassium channel tetramerization domain containing 9
Biological process (GO): protein homooligomerization; intracellular signal transduction
Molecular function (GO): protein binding
Source: RefSeq, a predicted model, not a curated record
AGGCUGAGGCGCCUAGGGGCGGGGUGGGAAGGAGGACCGGCCAACCCCGGGGUGUGGGACCCGGAGUGCUUGUGUGUGUGGUGUGUCCGCAAGAGAAGGAAGGUGGCGAAGGGAGGAGAACCCGAGUGGGUGGAGGGAGGGGAAGGGCGGGAGGAGAGGAAGGUGGGAGGAGGACAAGGUGGGAGGGUGGCGGCUCACUCAGGACCCGGCGGGGGCAGCGCGAUGAGGCGGGUGACCCUGUUCCUUAACGGCAGCCCCAAGAAUGGAAAGGUGGUUGCUGUAUAUGGAACUUUGUCUGAUUUGCUUUCUGUGGCCAGCAGUAAACUCGGCAUAAAAGCCACCAGUGUGUAUAAUGGGAAAGGUGGACUGAUCGAUGAUAUUGCUUUGAUCAGGGAUGAUGAUGUUUUGUUUGUGUGUGAAGGAGAGCCAUUUAUUGAUCCUCAGACCGAUUGUAAACCAGCUGAAGGAUGGUUAGGAUCCCACACAGACUGGCUAACAUUAAAUGUUGGAGGGCGGUACUUUACAACUACACGGAGCACUUUAGUGAAUAAAGAACCUGACAGUAUGCUGGCCCACAUGUUCAAGGAUAAAGGUGUCUGGGGAAAUAAGCAAGAUCAUAGAGGAGCUUUCUUAAUUGACCGAAGUCCUGAGUACUUUGAACCUAUUUUGAACUACUUGCGUCAUGGGCAGCUCAUUGUAAAUGAUGGUAUUAAUUUAUUGGGUGUGUUAGAAGAAGCCAGAUUCUUUGGUAUUGAUUCAUUGAUUGAACACCUAGAAGUGGCAAUAAAGAAUUCUCAACCACCAGAGGAUCAUUCACCAAUAUCCCGAAAGGAAUUUGUCCGGUUUCUGCUAGCAACUCCUACCAAGUCAGAAUUGCGUUGCCAGGGUUUAAACUUCAGUGGUGCUGAUCUUUCACGUUUGGACCUUCGAUACAUUAACUUCAAAAUGGCCAAUUUAAGCCGCUGCAACCUUGCUCAUGCAAAUCUCUGUUGUGCAAAUCUUGAACGAGCUGAUCUUUCUGGAUCAGUGCUUGACUGUGCAAAUCUCCAGGGAGUUAAGAUGCUCUGUUCUAAUGCAGAAGGUGCAUCCCUGAAACUGUGUAAUUUUGAGGAUCCUUCUGGUCUUAAAGCCAAUUUAGAAGGUGCUAAUCUGAAAGGUGUGGAUAUGGAAGGAAGUCAAAUGACAGGAAUUAACCUGAGAGUUGCUACUUUAAAAAACGCCAAGUUGAAGAACUGCAACCUCAGAGGAGCAACUCUGGCAGGAACUGACUUAGAGAAUUGUGAUCUGUCUGGGUGUGAUCUUCAAGAAGCCAACUUGAGAGGCUCCAAUGUGAAGGGAGCUAUAUUUGAAGAGAUGCUGACACCACUACAUAUGUCACAAAGCGUCAGAUGAGGAUUUCAGGGGCUGGAGGAAGAUGUCCUAGAUGAAAGAUGUUUUCCUUAUCACUUUUCUUUCUGUACCCACUCAGUUGUCUAGAAGAGAUAGCACUGUAAGGGAAUUUUAAAACCAUUUAGACAGUUAUGCUUGUUCUCAACGGUGCAUAAGGGAAAAAAAUUACUCUUUUUUCCACAUUCUGAUUUUAACAGAAAAGCACUCAUUUAAUAGAUGUAGGGAAAUUAGAUUGCAUUGCUGCCUUUUGAGUGGGAUAGGGAGAGUUGCCUGGUUGUAUGACCAGGAAUAAUAUCUAUUAUAUUUGCUUUUAAAUAGGCAUGAUGUGGAAAUGCCAUCUUGGUUUGAGAUGCAUUUGAGGAUUUUAAUUUAUGAAAAGCACAACAUAUGCAAUUAUAUUUAUUGAAUACCUAGAUGCAGUAUGGAUAUUUAAAUUGUUAAAUUUUAUGAAAACUUUGAAAAGGUUGUUCAGGUUUAUAAAUAGCUUUAGUGAUGCCUCCCUCUUUAAAUACCUGUCACAUCAUAUGAAUAUGGUGAGAUCAGAUUCCCUAAGGCUCUCUUUUCAGGUUCAUUUUUAUGAUGUUUACUUUUAGAACAAAAUAGUAGCUAAUUUAAAGGAAUAUUCCAUUCUUACUGGUUAAGACAGAGUGGAAGGAAAGAUACCAUUGUACAUCAUUAACAUUCUGAAAGUAUAUUGGAACACCCCAGAUGAAGGAAGAAUUUACCAAUAGCCUCAGCUUUUAAAUAAGCAUUCCUUAGAAUUUCAUUCUAGACAAGUUCCACUCAACACCAGACCAGGCAAUUCUAUUUACACUACUAGUCUAGUUUUUUUUCAUGUACAAUCAACAGAAUCAUAGGAAGAAGAUACUUCAAAAACCAAAAAACCAAGGUGCAUCAUUAAUAUUCAUUUAAUUCAAAUACAAAAUAGACAGGAUCAGCUUAGAAAUAUACUGCAAUCAAGAAUACUGCAGCCAAAGCUAUAAAAUAUGAGUGAGUAUUGCAGGGACACGUUUUAGAAGGCAAAAGGCUUAAGCCAGCAUGGGGAAUGCAGUAUUCUUAACUAUCAGUUACAUAAUAGCUGCCCCCAAAAUUUAAUAAGUAAAAAUAAAGGCAUUUGGCUGGUCCAUGAUAUAAUUCUAGUCACUCCAGUGAGCAUCUGUGGUUCUUUUACUUAUAUUUUCUUAUUUUUUGUUUGUUUUUAACAAAUUUUAGUCCAUUUUUCUUGAAUCGUUCUCUCUGCAGCAACAGAGAUUGGGACAGUCCUUGCCCAUCAAUAACCCUGUGUCCAUAGGUCUAGCCCAGGAAUAGGAAUAUAAGCUGU